AUUCGAAAAUUAUGUUUUCUUUGUUUAUGUACAUAUUCAGCUAAAACCCUAUUUAUGAGUCACUCGUAUGAUCUCUUACUGAAUAGUAAAUAAGUAAGUUUAAAGAUAUAAAGUUAAUUGAGAAAGUAUAGUUAUAUUAUCGUUUUGAAAUCGGGGAAUGGUCCUUUAAUCAUGCCAUCGCCAGUUGAAGAAAGUUCAAUGAUAAAUGCUGAUAUAGAAAAUGAUGUCACGAGUAGCCACAGGAAUCUAGUUGAAACAGAAACAGUUGAGGAAACAAGAGGAUGGAUAAAAAGUCGAACAGUUUUGGGUAUAAUGGGAUUUCUCGGUUUUGCCAAUGUGUAUGCAAUGCGAGUAAACCUGUCUGUUGCCAUAGUAGCCAUGAUCAACUCAACUACACCUUUACCAUCCAAUGAUUCACUGGAUGUUUGUCCAUCAUCUCCACCCAGUAAUAGCUCUAUUCCACCUAGACCUGGUGACUUUAAUUGGACAGCUGAACAACAAAGCAUCAUAUUAGGAUCUUUCUUUUAUGGAUAUGUUUUAACCCAGAUACCUGGAGGAAGAAUAGCUGAAUUAUUUGGUGGCAAACUGGUAUAUGGAGUUGGAGUACUGUUAACAGCUAUUUUUACAAUAUUAAGCCCAAUAGCGGCUUUUGUAGAUUUCAAGUUUUUCAUUGUCGUUCGAGUUCUAGAGGGAUUAGGAGAAGGUGUUACAUAUCCAGCUAUGCACGCAAUGUUGGCAAGAUGGAUCCCACCCCUGGAGAGAUCUAAAUUUGCUGCAUAUGUAUAUGCUGGAUCCAACAUAGGCACUGUUAUAUCGUUACCUAUCUCGGGGUGGUUAUGUACUCUCGACUUUGCUGGCGGAUGGCCGCUUUGCUUCUACUUAUUCGGUGGUCUUGGAAUCUUGUGGUUUAUUGCCUGGAUGUUUUUAGUCUACGAUACUCCUCAGAAACAUCCCAGAAUAUGUCCUAAGGAAAUAGAAUUCAUAACACAGUCUAUAGGGGCACAGGAGGAAGAGCAAGCUUUGUCGAUACCAUGGUGUAAGUUCCUCACUUGCUUGCCGCUGUGGGCGAUCCUCAUCGCGCAGUGCGGUCAGUCUUGGCUCUUCUACACGCAACUCACAGAACUUCCCACGUACAUGAAUAAUAUUCUACACUUCGAUAUCGUUUCCAAUGCAAGGCUUUCUGCGUUGCCGUACCUGACGGCGUGGGUGGCGGGCAUCUUGAUCAGUAUAUUCGCGGACUGGCUCCUCGUGAAGGGAUGGAUCUCGAGGCUCAACAGCAUGAAGCUUUGGAACACCGUCGCGUCGUUCGUGCCGGCGCUGGGCCUGCUGGGCAUCGCGUGGGCGGGCUGCGACCGCGUGGCCGUCAUGGUGCUGCUCAGCGUCACCUCGGCCUUCGGCGGCGCCACCUACGCCGGUAACCAAAUGAAUCACAUCGACCUGUCGCCGCAGUUCGCCGGCACGAUGUACGGCAUCACCAACGCCGCCAGCAACAUCUGCGGGUUCAUGGCGCCGUACGUCAUCGGACUCAUUAUAAGCGAUACGCAGCAAACACUCGGACAGUGGCGGGAGGUGUUCUACUUAGCGGCCGCGAUAGAUCUCGGAGCCAACCUCUUUUAUCUUUUCUUCGCCAGCACGGAUGAACAAGACUGGUCGCGGGCGGACGAGGACGAUAUGACGGUGUCGGCGCCGGUUGAGAGCCUCAUGUUCCCCGAGUCGUAGUACGGCGAUACCGCGCUGUGACGUCACGGCCGCGCCCCACCCGCCCCCACCACCCCGCUACACGUGAACACCGCACACAAAGACACUGGCUGGACUGUAUACGAAGGACUGACUAUUGGCUGAUGCUAGGUUACCGAAUUGACGCUCGGCAAUGUGCAUGAUAAUAAAUUGAAUAUAUUACUAUAACAUAAGAUUUGUUAAAAAAAACCAUUGUAUAAUUUACUUCAAAAUUGGUUCUUAUAUGCCUUUGUUUUUUUUAAGGUGUCUUAAAUCAAUAGACAUUUGAGAAGUUAUAAAUUUUUUUAUAAAAAAAAUGAUUCACAUACGUAACAAAUGUACUUUUGGAGUCAUUUAAAAUGAAAAAGAUAAAUUUAUUAUAAUGCUAAUAAAAUAAAUAUCAUAGAUAGAUGUUUGACUUUAGUCGAAUAUAAGAUAAUUAAUAUUUUUUUAACGUAUUAUAAUAAUAUUUAAAUAAUGAAAAGUAUAAAAUUUAUUCGAGAUCUACAAAUAUGUAUUGAGAUGUAAUAAUUAUAUGAUAAUUUAAUUUCAGAACAAAAGUAGCAUUUUAUGAUAUAAAUUGUGUACAUUGUUUAAUUUUGUAUAAAAUCAUAGUCACGGCCAAGUCACCUGUCAUAUGCGUUCUAAUUUCGGUAUUUUUAAAUAAAUAAAUAAAUAUAUAUAUAUAUAUAUAUAUAUAUAUAUAUAUAUAUAUAUUUUUAAAUAAUAUUAAGGUGCUUUUAGAUCAGGUACAGCCAAACUGUCAACGGCCAAAGAUUUGAAUUUUAAUACAAUAAAAUAUUUUUAAAGUAUUAAUUUAAAUAGGAUAUAAUACUUUAAGUAUGUGUGUAUCGCCGAACAAGCUUCGUUUCUUUAUGUAUUCUAGCAAUUAAUAGCUUAUUUGUUUUUUGAUUAACUGAUGUUAACAUUGUUUACCAAAUCAUAUAAUAAUUUAACUCUAGUAUAGACUAUUCCAACAACAAGAGGAGUAAAGACAAAUCAACAACAAACCACAAGAGGAGUAAAGACAAAUCAACAACAAACCGCAAGAGGAAUAAAGACAAAUCAACAACAAACCACAAGAGGAGUAAAGACAAAUCGUCAACAAACCACAAGAGGAGUAAAGACAAAUCAACAACAAACCACAAGAGGAGUAAAGACAAAUCGUCAACAAACCACAAGAGGAGUAAAGACAAAUCAACAACAAACCACAAGAGGAGUAAAGACAAAUCGUCAACAAACCACAAGAGGGAUAAAGACAAAUUAACAACAAACCACAAGAGGAGUAAAGACAAAUUAACAACAAACCACAAGAGGAGUAAAGACAAAUUGUCAACAAACCACUUGUGGAGUAAAGACAAAUCAAUAACAAACCACAAGAGGAGUAAAGACAAAUCAACAACAAACCACAAGAGGAGUAAAGACAAAUCAACUUUGAUAUCAAAUUGACGCGAUCUCGUUCAUUGUCGAGAUCUUAAAUAAUCUAUGAAUAUGAUAUGGAUUCAAAAAAUUGCAUUUUCAAUAUCCUCGAAGUUAUAAUCGGUACUAUGGAAUUUAAAGUGAUUAUAAUUGGUUAAGUGGAAUUGUGUGGUAUUAUAUAUAAAGGUAAGUUAAUCAAGAACUGUUUAUAGUGCAUUAUACAGCAGAGCUAUUAGCGAACCGAAUCGUAUAUGUAAAUCCAAGGUUUGUUUAUCUUUACUCCUUCUUCGAUUGGAACAGUGUAUACUUAUUUAUAUUUCUGUUAAUUAACUUUUUAAUUGUUUUUCUAAGAACUGCGUGUAUUCUAUAAUAACUUACUUCGUUUAUCUUCGGAAAAUGUAGACAAUCUACUUAAGGUGAUACGAUGAUUUGAAAUGCGUGAAAAUUUUAUAAAUACAGUCAAAUUAAUGUAAUUUAUCGACGUCUUAUAUCACAAUCGUGACCUGAGACGUGUUUCGACAUUUUUCUUACAGAAUACCUCUAAAGUAAUAACUACACUCAAUAUUAACAUUGUGCUGUGAGAACAUUUAAGCGUGAACGUGGAUUUUAAUUAUUUUAAAUUAUAUAAUGAUUAAUUUAUUAAUUGUUAAUUAAAAAAUAUAAACAUAAUAAUGGUUCGAGAGUUUUUCGAUAUGAUUUUAUUAUUAACACAUACGAAAUCCAUCUUAAUAUUAUAAAUGCGAAAGUACUCGAUCAUCAUGAAAUUUUACAUACAUGUUGUCAGGGGUCCGGAAAAGGACAUAGACCUUAGACCUCAAACCUCCUCUCCUCACAAGCGGGUGAAAUCGCGGCCGGAAACUACUAAGUUUAUAAACUGUUUUGUUCUUAUUCAUGAGCUUACUUAGCACAUUUGAAUUGAUAUAUAUUUCCUAAGCUAUUUCAAAGAAAUUUAUUUAUCUUAAAAUGCUAGUGGUAUUUUAGUUAAAUUUUUUUUUUAAAACAAUUCAAUACACUUUUGAUUAAUAGGAUUAAUUUAUCGAUUUCUUAGUUUUAUCAAACCAAGUGUGAUUUAUUUUUCUGUAAUAUUUUUAUUCCUGUUAUAUAUAUUUAAAAAUAUUUUACAAUAUUUACAAAUAUUGUCUGUGAUCAUGGUUCUGCAUGCUUUAACAUUUCAGCUGUUAGCAUAACUAAACUUAAACAUUGUAUAAUUGUAGCGCAAUUUUUAUAAGAUAUGUUUUAUUACGAGAGCUGAAUGACAACGUAACUUUUUAUUGCUUACAUCGUAUUCAUUAUAAGCUCAUUUAUCUUUUAUACUUUUUUAAUUGAUUCAUGACAUAAUUGUUAUAAACCAUGUAUCAAUUGGAUUGUUUUUAUUAAAGAUACUGUAUUACAAUGUGAGAUUUGAUGUAAAUCUUUUAGAUUAAAAAAAUAAAAAUAUCGUGAUUAAAUAUAUCUCUAUUAAAAAUGAGUUAAACUCAUACAUACUCAUACACCUUCAAGUGUUGCUUAUGGGAUGUCGAUGUUAAAUAAAUGAUGUCAGAAACAGAGGCUUUAUGAAUAUAGUUUAGGGGGCGAGGUAAAAAUGUUGUGUCUCCUUCUUUCGAAUGUCAAAUUAAUGAUGAGAAAAAGAGAUAAAUCAGUGUUGUCGCUCGCUAAACAACGUCUGUAUGGUCUGUAAGGUCAUUAAUGUCCAGUCGUAAAAGAAUUGAACAAUUUUUAUCGCCUCGGUCCAAGGGACAAUGAAAUACGAUUAAUGUGCUAUCAUUCCAUUAAUUAAAAUAUUUGUUAAGUUAUAGAGGAAUCGAGAAUAAACAGUAUUCAUAUAUGAUGACAUUUCAUACAUAUAUGAUAAUUGUAUAAUUUUUAUACAUGAAAUGUCUUAUUCGAUUUUUUUAGUUCACAGCAUUUGAAUUUUUGUUUGUACGAAUGUAAUGUCAAUCGCAACAAUCUAUCUUUGCGUACACAAUAAAUAAAUGUUUUUAUUAUAAUAAUAUAAUUAUUUUUUAUAAAAAAUCAUUUUUUUCGAAUCUCAUCAACUUUUGUGUUGAGUUUGCAUAACAGUUCUUUUUUGUAUUAAGCUGCUGUGAUUACAUUUAUUAAAAAAAAAUACAAAAUUAAAAAUGUAAAUAAUAUCAUGAAAAAUGUAUCAAUAUAGUAAAAUUAAGUAUACUUAUAAGUAAUGUAUUUUUGUAGAAUCGAUUCAAAUAUAAAUAUUACACAAU
Molecule: messenger RNA, 5357 nt
Organism: Nymphalis io (European peacock)
Lineage: Eukaryota; Metazoa; Arthropoda; Insecta; Lepidoptera; Nymphalidae
Gene: MFS10
Product: sialin
Exons: 12
Coding region: 172-1719 (515 amino acids)
Biological process (GO): monoatomic anion transport; transmembrane transport
Molecular function (GO): transmembrane transporter activity
Source: RefSeq, a predicted model, not a curated record